Molecule: messenger RNA, 1346 nt
Organism: Alosa sapidissima (American shad)
Lineage: Eukaryota; Metazoa; Chordata; Actinopteri; Clupeiformes; Clupeidae
Product: zinc finger protein 239-like
Exons: 3
Coding region: 223-1248 (341 amino acids)
Biological process (GO): negative regulation of transcription by RNA polymerase II
Molecular function (GO): DNA-binding transcription repressor activity, RNA polymerase II-specific
Source: RefSeq, a predicted model, not a curated record
UAUUGAGUGUGAAGAUGCUUCAUCACACAAGAGAGGACAAGAUGAAGGAGAGAAGUGUAGACGUUCAGGCAGAACAAGUUUGGCUGACUCUGGAUCCCCCCAAAAAUAUCAUGAGCCUCCAUCCAAACCCCUGUUCUCCCAGGGGCUUCUGCAGCCUGUUCUGCUCCUCCCAAAGACCGAUCAACAUGGCAUGUUCCACUGAAGACUCUGACAAUACAACUGAUGGACUGCAGACAUUUACUGGGGCAGGAUAACACAUUGACACUACCAGGGGAAAGAGGAGAACAAAGACCCCAGGGUUUAACGGUUGAUGGGGAACCGACCACCAAUAACAGUCUUGGCGCAUCUAGUACACAUCACCAGACUCUGCGAGAAGAAACCAAGUCUAAGAAGAGAGAAAAACUACAAAAGGGAGAUAUGCCGCACCACAGCACAAAAAGUGAAAAGAGUCUGACUGUCUCAAAGGGCCAUCUUUACAGCGGCAUCAUGGAGAAGGAGCGAUUCCACUGCACCCUGUGCUUGAAAAGCUUUAGCAGUGCAAAGUCCCUGAAAACCCACAAAGCGAUCCACAAGGAAAAGAAUGUCCACACCUGCUCUUACUGUGGACUGAGUUUUAACCAAUCAGGGACCUUAGUGACGCAUGUGAGGAUACACACUGGAGAGAAGCCCUUUGAAUGCUCUGAAUGCCAGAAGAGUUUUGUCUCAUCCUCUCACCUUCAUGUACACCAGAGAAUCCACUCUGGGAAGAAGCCAUAUGCAUGCAAAGAGUGCGGAAAGAGGUUCACUCAGUCGUCAGGCCGGGACUUCCAUCAAAAAAUCCACACAGGAGAGAAGCCCUUUCGAUGCAAUGACUGCAAUAUGUCUUUUAUAGCUGAAAAAUUUCUAAAACAGCACCAACGAGUCCACACCCAGGAGAAACCAUACCACUGCUCUGACUGUGGUAAGUCUUUUAACCAUCACGGCAACCUGAUCGAGCACCGACGCGUGCACACAGGUGAGAAGCCUCACCGCUGUUCCGACUGUGGUAAGUGUUUUGCAAGAUACAAUGCACUCAAAGCCCAUCGGAGAACACACACUGGAGAGAGGCCGUACUCCUGCACUGAGUGUGAAAUGAGCUUCCGCCAGCUGAGUCAUAUCCGCGCACACAUGAGAAUGCACACUGGAGAGAGACCUUAUGUCUGUGACGUCUGUGGUAAAGGCUUUGCACAGCUACAGAACCUACAGAGUCAUCAGAAAAAAAAGCAUUAAGACUUAAAUUUGAGAAAUGUGCAUGUUACUUGGUGAGAGAAAGAGAUACAUCAACUAUGUGAUAAAUUGACUAUUGUAAACAAUCAUUACAUUUACAU